CCCAGAGUCAAACUGGCAUCCUCCUGGUGCAUGGGAUGGUGCUCAAUCAACUGAGCCACGCCACCUGGCAGUGUUGUACAAUGGGUUUAGAUAAAUUACUCCUUUAAAAAAAAAAAAUCAAGAACUUUUAAGAGUUGUAGAGAACUGAUAUGGAUAUUGUCAUUUUUAGAAGAUUAAAGAGAAUAUUGUAAACAUCCUAAAAAUUAAUUUUAAAUAGCUUUUCUGUUUUAAAAAAUUGGAUGUUUAAGCUUUGGUUCUUAUAUUUGAACUGUCAUCAGUUAUUUGUUUUUGUAUAUUAAGAACUCAAGAGACUCAACUUGCUGGCUGUGUGACCAUGUUUCAGCAAAUUGGACAAUGGCAGCUGAGUGGGUUUUGAAAAUAUCUUAAGUUUAGUGGGCUGCAUGUACCUUCUGCUUUCGCUCUACAGUUUACAAAAGAAUAAAUGGGAUGUUUGAGAAGACAGCUGUAUUAAAAGAAGAGUGUUGCAAAUGGCUUCAGACUCUAUGAGUGCAAAACAAGCUAGGAAUCACUUCACAAAGGGGAAAAGGCAACAGCACCAGCAGAUAAAGAACAGAUCUUUAGUCGGCGAUGGCGAUGGCGAUGGAGACGACUCCUUUAUCUUUGAAGCACAGGAAGCUUGGAAAGAUUUUCAUGGGUCUCUUCUUCGGUUUUAUGAAAGUGGAGAACUCUGUGAUGUCACACUAAAGGUUGGCUCAAAGUUAAUCUCUUGUCACAAACUGGCAUUGGCUUGUGUUAUUCCCUACUUCAGGGCCAUGUUUCUCUCUGAAAUGGCUGAAGCCAAGCAGGCAGUGAUUGAGAUCAGAGAUUUUGACGGUGAUGCAAUAGAAGACCUGGUCAAGUUUGUGUACUCUUCACGUCUCACUCUGACUGUUGACAACGUCCAGCCUCUCUUAUAUGCGGCCUGUAUUCUGCAGGUUGAACUGGUGGCCAGAGCUUGUUGUGAAUACAUGAAGUUACAUUUUCAUCCCUCCAAUUGUUUGGCAGUAAGAGCUUUUGCCGAAAGUCACAAUCGAAUAGACUUAAUGGACAUGGCGGAUCAGUAUACCUGUGAGCAUUUUACUGAAGUAGUGGAGUGUGAAGACUUUGUAAGUGUGUCACCCCAGCAUCUCCAUAAACUUUUGUCUUCCAGUGAUCUAAAUAUUGAAAAUGAAAAACAGGUCUAUAAUGCAGCCAUCAAGUGGCUUCUUGCCAAUCCUCAGCAUCAUUCCAAAUGGUUGGAUGAAACACUUGCACAGGUUCGUUUGCCGCUUUUGCCAGUGGAUUUUCUUAUGGGUGUUGUGGCAAAAGAACAGAUUGUCAAGCAAAAUCUAAAAUGUAGAGAUUUAUUGGAUGAAGCAAGAAAUUACCACCUUCACUUGAGUAGCAGAGCGGUACCUGACUUUGAAUACUCUGUUCGGACUACACCAAGGAAGCAUACUGCUGGUGUGCUGUUUUGUGUGGGUGGUCGAGGUGGAUCUGGUGACCCUUUUCGCAGUAUUGAAUGCUACUCUAUCAACAAGAACAGUUGGUUCUUUGGACCAGAAAUGAAUAGUCGAAGGCGACAUGUGGGUGUAAUCUCUGUCGAAGGUAAAGUGUAUGCCGUGGGUGGACAUGAUGGAAAUGAACAUUUAGGUAGCAUGGAGAUGUUUGACCCUCUCACCAAUAAAUGGAUGAUGAAGGCAUCAAUGAACACAAAGAGGCGAGGAAUUGCCUUGGCCUCCUUAGGAGGCCCAAUUUAUGCAAUUGGAGGGUUAGAUGACAACACUUGCUUCAACUAUGUGGAGAGAUAUGACAUAGAGUGUGAUCAGUGGAGUACAGUGGCAUCAAUGAUUACUCCCCGUGGAGGAGUUGGCUCUGUGGCUCUGGUGAACCAUGUUUAUGCAGUAGGUGGCAAUGAUGGAGUAGCUUCUUUAUCUAGUGUGGAGAGGUAUGAUCCACAUCUGGACAAGUGGAUAGAAAUUAAAGAGAUGGGUCAGCGAAGAGCAGGCAAUGGAGUUAGUGAGCUCCAUGGUUGCUUAUACGUUGUUGGUGGUUUUGAUGAUAAUUCUCCUCUAAGUUCAGUUGAGCGGUAUGACCCUCGAAGCAACAAGUGGGAUUAUGUAGCAGCACUUACCACUCCCAGGGGUGGAGUGGGGAUCGCAACAGUGAUGGGCAAAAUCUUUGCAGUUGGUGGUCAUAAUGGCAAUGCAUACCUAAAUACAGUAGAAGCAUUUGAUCCAGUGCUGAACAGGUGGGAGCUUGUUGGAUCUGUGUCUCACUGCAGAGCUGGAGCAGGCGUAGCUGUGUGUGCCUGUUUAACUAGCCAAAUUCGAGAUGUAGGUCAUGGACCCAAUAAUGUGGUUGACUGUAUGUGAUCUGAGUUCCAGCCAUCGACAAUUUAGUCAUCUCUGAUAGUCAAGAAAGAAGACCAGGAUUUUGUAUGAACAGUUUUAACGACUAUUAUAGAGUCUUAUUUAAAUGUAAACUUGUUGUAUUGUGACUAAGUGCAACUUUUGGAAUAGUAGAUAAAGAAUUAUUAGUAAUAAAGUUAAAUUUUAUACUUCCCACUUUAGCAAAUAAUUGAGUAGGGAAGGAGGACAUUUGAACCUGGAACCAUACCGUCUCUGAAAAAUGUUUAAAGUAGUGCCAAAUGUUGAAAUUGCCAUUUAAAAGAUUGUGGAUGAAUCAAAAUGUAAAACAGUCACUUGCUGAGUUUUACUUUGUGCGUGUGUGUGUGCCUAAAGGUGUUAACCUUAGGCAGUGGAUUUUUCCUAGAGGGGAGAUUACAAUAUAUUCAUCAACACCAGGAUAUAGAAGAGACCUCUUUUUGAAGAUCAGUUCUGCUUAGUGCUGAUGAAUUUAUGUCUUGCUUUUUUCUAGGUGUUGAUUUUUCAAUUUCUUGGAUAUUGACAGAAAUAGAAACAAAUGUUUGAUGUCUCUGCAUGCCACUUGGCUCAAAGCUUAUAGGAGUGUUAUGAGGUCUUAAUUUCAGUUUGAAUUGUUAGGACACCAAAGACCUAGCUGAACUAUCCAUCUGAACGAAUGUACACUUUUAUCUUUUCAUCUUAUACAACAAAGGAAUUUUUUCAUAAUCAAAAAUUGAACCAGUGUAAAUAUUAGAGGAAGGCUUUAGGGCUGAUGUUAUUCUAGUGCCCAGUCAAGAGACCUUGAGAAAGAACGGCACUGAUUAUGUGACUCCUUAAUGAGGGGAGCCUGAAAAUGUGUUCGACACUCUUUUUUUGAUUUAAUUACUUGAUUUUGAACUUCCUAUUUUGCUACUUGCCACCAUUCUGGUGUUUCUAACUGUACAGAAUCUGGGUUAAUUUAUUAUGAAUGAAAAUGAAUGCAUUUUUACAUAAAUCUUAUAUAGACUCUAGUUAACUGAUUAGUUCACAUCCAUCACUACCAGUAAAAGACACUAUUGGUAGAAACAAGAGAAAGAUUUAAACUACUUUUUCCCCAUUUUAUUUAAUUCCCUUCAGUAUAUUUAUUUAACUUGAAUUGAAAAUAUUUCUGUACAUUAAUUUGAAGCCAGGAUUUAAAUCACACACCUACUGAUUUAAUAGCUCUUCAUGGUUUUAACCAGCAUUAUAAAAUGGCCUAUUCCAUCAUAUGCAUAUAUUUUUAUACAUAUUUAUGAGGAAUAUCUUGUAUUUGCAAUGUAGUUUGGCACCUCUUUUCUAGGUCUUCCUAAAUUUUCCUUUGGUCUUCCUAAAUUUUCCUUUAGUCAUGCCUUAGAAUUUAGUAUAAUUUGCUGCUGGUCAGUCAUCUGGUUCACAAGGAAGAACACUAAGCCCACCUGAAGUUCAUUGCCUAGUCACUCUGUGGUCUUCAUUAAAUGGCAGCGUGGGCUUGUCAGUGCAGUAGGUCAAAAAGCCUCAUUACAAAAGCCAGUGCAUAAUUGGGUAUAGUGGACCAUCCCCCCAAAAAGAAAAAAUUGUAAGAAGGCUCAGGCUGGCAGAAAAAGGUCUUUCAUGAAGCAGAUUUAAAAGUUCCCAAAUUAUGCCAUUUUUUGCUAUCAACCUGUAAGUGAGUUCCUUUGUCACAGCUGGAUCUGAACCAGUGGUCUCAUAUAUAACUAAAACCAUAUUUCAGUCAAUCCCGAAAGCAUUUAACUCUACAGCACUUUCUAAACUGGCUACAGCUGGCUGGAUGUAGAGACUAAGUCUCAAAACCUGGCUUCAACUGUGUACUUUUCAUAUCUAAUGCUGUUCUUGUAUCACAGUGCUUGUCUAGGUAUGGCCAGUAGUCUGCUGUUUAUUUUGUGGUGAAGGGGCUUUUGAUCUUAUUUCUAAGAUAAUUUAAAAUGUCUUUUUCUUUAACAUUUCUGCCUUUGUCAUGUGUAUAGAGUAUAGGAACAUAAAGUUGUUACAUUUCCAAUUCUCGUUUUUAUUAUACACUAGUCAUCUAACAUGCUAAGUUGGUAUCCCAGGCACCCAUAAAAUAGGAACUGCUCAUAAGAGAAGGCAGGUGAAGCAAACAGGACAUGUGGCUGGCGGUUACAUUGUGUGCGGGUAGUCAGCAUAGCCUCGAGGGACCUGACGGUGGCAUGAAAAGACAAAUAGUGGAAUCAGUAUGCACAGUCUCUUUAUUAAAAACACAUUCUUUGAGAUAUGAAAUGAGAAUCAGGCCAAAGGAAUCAUGCAGUUGAACGAUGAUUAUGUUCAUAAGUGUAAAGAGAUGAAAUAUUCAGAGAUGGCUCCUUAAUUGUGAGGCCUGUUACUUUAACCUCAGAUGUUAAUAGCGCCUACCAAAAAGUGAUAUAAAGUAGAGCUAAAUUUUGAAAUUGUAAAUGGGAAAAAGAAAAAGUGAAAAUUUGCAUAUUAUUUUUUCAAGAUAUAUUUCUAGGUGCUUUUGUGUGAGUCUCCCAUUAGUCACUAAAGCCACUGCUUUACUGUAUUGCACUGCCACUUUAAGAACAAAUUACUUGAUACUGUUUUUGACUAAUUUCACUAUAUUCUGUGUUACUAAUUAUUUUUUAAAUAUUUGAAUAAAUUUUGUAUUCCUUCUAAGGAGUAUUAUUCAUUGUUUUAAUUCCCAAAUGUAUUUUGAACUUAAAAUGCUGUUAAAUGCCAGUUAAGAGAUUGUUGAAGUUGCAUAAACUGCUCUUGCAAAUGGUAAACAUGAAAAACAUUUUUGUUCCUUUUUUCUCCGUGUGUUAUAUGGUAGAGAAUGCAUUUGGAAUCUAAUUCAUGUCUUAUCAGUUAAGAAUGUUUUCUGUGGUUUCUCAUAUCAGACUUUUAAAGAAUUAUUAUUGGGGAUGUUGUUGGCUCUGUCUCUUUUUCUUAAAAUUGUAUGUAUAUUUGUGUGGUAAUACUCCAGAGCAAAUCAAAAUAAUAAAUUAUCAUAUACACUAUCAAGUACUGAGAUCAAA
Molecule: messenger RNA, 5353 nt
Organism: Miniopterus natalensis
Lineage: Eukaryota; Metazoa; Chordata; Mammalia; Chiroptera; Miniopteridae
Source: RefSeq, a predicted model, not a curated record